AUGUCUGUCUCGAGAUAUAGCUGUUCGGUCGAGUGUUCGCGGUGUAUGAAGAGAUUUAAAACUUCGAAGUCAAUGUGGAGUCAUAUGUUGAAAUCACACCAACUUUCAAGAAUUCCUCUUGAGUUUUUGGAUGAAAACAACCAACCCAUUACAUUCGCUAAACCUGCCUUGAUAGGGUCAAGCUCCCAGUUGGAUGCAUACAGCAUAUGGUUAUCAACAAUCGUGGAACGAGUUAAUGAAGCCUUACAUCCUGCUCUACCAGGUAUAAAUACGCAAUAUAUAUAUUUACAUAGCGUGCAUCUCAGUUAAAUGCCGGAGACUAGGGUAAAUUUACUAGCGAAUUAAGUUAUUAACAAAAUGUUAAAUUAUACAAGACUACAAGUGGCGAUUUACAUCUCAACUUAACGCAUUUCACAGGUCGAUGGACACAAAUUGAAGAUCCUUGUGUCCCAGAAGCUUUCGUACUACAUUUUAUAGCACGAAUUGCUGAAGAAACAACUGACUUGAUUUCUCCAGUCAGGAAAGCAUUGGAUGAGCAAGGCGAUCUAAAGCUGCGUGAAACAGCUGUCUUCCGUAACUUUCAUGAAAUAGAAGACAAAAAUAUGUCUUUCGAAAAACUAUCCAUGAGAGAAAAAAUUGCCAGAAUGAAGGCAUCUUCUAAAUUAGGGUAUGCUGAACGUGUACAGGUACCCACAUCACGUAGUUCUCUCGUUAUUUCUGAAGGUGAGGGGCAUGGCACAAGAGAAGUGGAAAUCCUUCACUGGCCGGAGUUAUACACGGUUUCCAAACAGUAUAAGUUUCAGCUCCGAUUUUUUAUUAAAAAAUGUGACAUUCAGUGA
Molecule: messenger RNA, 839 nt
Organism: Paramuricea clavata
Lineage: Eukaryota; Metazoa; Cnidaria; Anthozoa; Malacalcyonacea; Plexauridae
Source: the annotation of a GenBank genome assembly